Molecule: messenger RNA, 7516 nt
Organism: Dermacentor andersoni
Lineage: Eukaryota; Metazoa; Arthropoda; Arachnida; Ixodida; Ixodidae
Product: UPF0739 protein C1orf74 homolog
Source: RefSeq, a predicted model, not a curated record
GCACUGAAAUGGUCAUUUUUUAAUGAAUGAUGAUAAGCAUAUGAUAAGAGUAGCGUCGAAGACUUGCCAAGUCGGAAAAAAUCCAGCAUGGCCGCGUACACGUUUGAAAGCACGGAUGUUUGAAAGUGCUUUCUUCAUGUGAAAAAGAAAAGCGUGUAAAAAAUUGAGAGAAUUCUACACUGAAAAUGCUCUAGAGAGACUAAUCUUCCAAGCCUUGCGCUUCAUUUGUAGCCGCAUGUGUUUGCCACGCGUCGCCGGAGAUGAACGAGGACUUCGCUCUCAAGAAUGUCGUGCGCGGCCCACCGACUCCGCGGUGCCGGCGCGCGGUCGCGGCCGCCCUUCCCGGCGUGCUGUGGACGGCGCGCGGUUACAAACCGGGCUAUCUGUGGGACGUGAACGAACCGACCGAAAGUACCGUCGCCGACUGCUUGCGCCUCUGCGGGACGACGGCAGACUUCCGCAACGACGAAAAGCUGCUCCUCGUUACCGGAGACGACGUCAGAGCGGUCAGGUUGGGACGCGAUGUGCUGCUCUGCAACGUUCCCGAGACUCUUCGUAGGCUCGAAGACGCCAGCGUCGACGUGAAGUUCGUUGACGUUUCGGCAGGGCUGCGUUCCCCGAACGCUCUGGCAUCGCCGCCUGCGGGCGUGCGUGGAAUGCUGUCGUCGCUGAAGCGACGACUGGCCGAUGUGGCGGCUUCGCCGUGCCGUAGCGACGUGUUCGUCGAUUUGGAACCCGCCGACGGCGAAUGGAACCUUUGCACGGCGUUCGGCGUUCUACUAGGGUACCCGGUCGUGUACUGGUUCGAAGGCGGUGCCGACGCUGGCAACUGCCUCGCCAUGGAGGAACUGAACGUUGUCCGAGUGCGAUCCGCUCCGACCGCAGGACGCCGAGACGUGGCGAGGGGGACAGCGUCGUCCGCGGCUGGCAUGGAAGACGACGUCUACUCUUUCAGCUUCCCGGUCGCUCUCGGCGCCGAUUUGCGACCGCAUGUGGACGCCUGGUGGCAGCGACUGCGCGUCAGGGCUGCCGGGGAUUUCGAACUCACCCGAGUCGAUGAAGUGACGUGCCAUCCCGUCGUGGCUCUGUGAUCGUCAAAUCACUUGAUACAGUUGGUUCGCAAACAAGUAGCGAUGUGCUCUGUGCCACGUCGUACUUUUUUUUCCCUUUUCGUCGUUUUGUGCGGUGUUAGCACUUCUUCAAUGACUUUCGUGCUUUGUAAAGCUGCACGCAACACUGCCGUUCAUCAAAGCCCUGGAAAGAUGACGUAUCAUCGCAGCCUAUGGCUACAGCGAAGAACCAAAGGGCACUUGCACAUCAUGCUUUAUCGUAUUUCACAUUUUGCUCAGUCAUCAUUAGCUUGAGUGAAUGCACAUGUGUACUUGAAAUGACAUAAGCACAGUGUUACAUUGUAGGAAGAGGGAUGGCAACACUGUACCGUCAUCCCGCCAGCUCUUGUGAUUGAGGAGACAACCUUACAUACUUAGAAUAUAGCCUGGAAAGGACUUGCAUUUGUGUACAAGAGUAGUGUUUUUAAAAUUUUUAUUAUUAUUUAUCUUCUCAGAAUGAGCCAGUUUAAGUGGACCAAUGUAUUUAAUUGGGUGUUCUUCGAGGUAUGUGAUGCAUUGUGUUUGCAUCAUCUCUGAAGGGACACUCUUUAUGGCCUGCAGUGUUUGGCUCCGAAUUCAUAUUGUAUUCAAUAUCGUGGAGAAUGUUCCUACUGUGUUCCAAGAACUUCUUACGAAGGUUCUGCAGUCGAAGCGUAAACAAAUUUUUGGAGACUUGAAUUUUCAUCUUGUUGGUAGGUCAUAUCUUCUAGUGAUUUAGUCAGGGCGUCUACCAACCGGGAAAACCGGGAGUUCUCAGGGAUUUUGCGUAGUCUGGAAAAACUCAAGGAAUUAGUGCCUCUAUCGGGGAAACUAAGCUGUAAUUUUAUUGUAAGGGUCGAAAGUCGUGCUAAUGCUGGCUCGAGUAACAGACAGGAAUCGUAAUGAAUAGUCAUUGACACCCUGUCAUCGGCUGGAGUUGCCAGUGUGCACUCAACGACCAACUUUCAGGAUGCGCGAAAAUUUGGAUGGCUUCGCGGCACCACCACGUACCCCAUAGAGCCAAUGUAUCAGAGCGUAUGAAAUUUCGGACGCAAGAACCCUUCGCCGUCCGAAAUGGCAUUAAUGCCAUUUUGAUCACCUCGCUGCAUCGAACCAGCGCUCUUGCACGCAGAUCCGCCGCCAGCCGUAGCCACCACUGUGGCAAUGGCAAACCUAGCUGCUUCGCUGUUGCUAUUAAGCUCUUGCCGUUGGGUGCCACGUUUCUCAUUGAAAGAAUUUGCUGCUGUGAGCAAUGCCACCGACUCUGCCUUUGUGGUCCUUGCGAUUGGCUUAGAAGCUUGGAAAGCAUGGUGCAUUGCACAAUGCCGAUUUUUGAAAGUCAGCUUCACUUCUGUACAGAAAUGUUAUUUAGUGAAGCAUAUGCAAAAGUAUUGCAGUGAACCAAAACAAGCGUGGGAAGGGGCUAUUGCCACGGGACACAGUAUGUAUUCCUUAAUUAAACACGCGUGCAGCCGGUGGCUCCUGUCACAGUACGAGCACCGAUAUGCCUAAUACGUGUAUCAACAGGCCUUCAGAGCGUUUUCGAAUGUGCCUGUGGCGGUUUGAGCCCUUAAGGGCAGUAAAUGACACAUUUAUUUUUUCCAACUGCCCAAUUUUUCGGAAGUUUUUGCGGCCGCUAAGGAGUUCGAAAAAUUGGACCUGGACUGUGCAACUGACCAAGAAGAUGCUCCAAAUGGUCCAUGGGGCGAACGAGUGGCGGAAGAAGGACAAGAACAGAAAGGACCUACACAUUGAGGAAUGAACGGGAAAGGAAGCGUGCUGCCGCUGUUUUGAAGGAGCUUGAGCUCAAAAAACAAAGUGUUAGCUGAUGCCAAGAUGCAGGUGUCCCUCAUCCAUACCAAAAUAAACACUUUAAAGCAGUGAAGCACAACACUGAGGCGUCGUGCGCGGGCUGAGAGUUUGUCAGGACAGUUGGUGUUGAAUUUUGAGCUGUUCAGAGAGAAUCUCAAUUGUGACAAAGUUUGGGUCUCAUACCACUGAGCUUGCUGUAAGUUGAUAGAGAUAGCUCAUAUUUGAAAAUAUUUCUUCUGUACGCAUCUCCUUUUUAUUCGUAUUUGAGAAUGUCCGACUCGAUUUGCGAUUUUUUUCGAAGACAUCUUAUUUGCUGUGCAUUUUGCUAACCCCUCCCUUCUGUUCUCAUUUUGAAUAACAUAAGCACUACUCCUUAGUAUUCAAAUUGGAUUAAGUAAUUUUUUUUUAGAAAGAUUUUCAUAUCCUUACUAGAGAGUGACAGCAUCGGCCGAUAUGGUUUUAGCCUAUCUCGACAUAAAACAUAGUUCUGCAUCACUCAGUGAAUUUCGCAAAGGCACUUAGGGAAAAACCUGAAUAACUGGGGGAAUUUGGAAAUGUCUAUUUGGUAGACGCCCUGUUAGUGCAGAAACUUGAGACAGCAUGGACAGAAGUCGAGAGACACACACGUUUCUGCACUAAUCACUGGAAAGUACUUUAUGACUCCUGCUUCAUCCGGCGAGCAGGAAGUCGAGGAGUGUGGUCCUGGUGCCCUCAGAUGCUCAGACAACUUGGCAAUGUUUUGCUAGUGUGAAUAAAAGCAGCAUUGCAGUGAGGGGACCAAACACCUCUGAGUGCUUUCAUUAUAUGCUGUUUAUAAGAAAUAAAAAGCUGAAGAGAAAGAUCUGCUGCAAAAGCUUGAAUGCACGUUAGCAUGUGCGAGUGGCCUGGAUUCCACUAUUGUAAUUAUAGGCUUGUGGACAGGUGCAAAUGAAAGGCUAGGAGCAGAAGCAUAAUUCGGCGUUCAAUAAUUUGCCUUAUCCAAAGAGAGGAGGGGCACAAUGCCAAAUAUCUUUGCAGGAUGUGUGAAAGAAAUCAUGGAAAGUCUGUUUUUGGCAGCCAUUGACAACUUGGGAACUGUUCAAAGAUAUUUUAUCAGGGUAAUUUGCAGCACUCUGCAGUCACAUGUGUGAUGCUGCCAUUUGCAAAGUACUGAAGUAUGAUUGUUAGAGCUGUGUGAAACUCCAAAGGGAUGCUAGAAGCAAACAUGAUGUCAAGCUGGGCCGUAAGUAGCAUUUAUAAAAAUCUCUCUCAGUACAUGUUCAGUGCCAAGGGAUGACUUAAUCACCAAGAAAAUUGGAAUUAAGAACAAUCAGUGUCUAUUUCAAUUCAAAAGGUGGUGACCAAAUCCACACCGCAGUGACCGCUCUCACUGAGUGAAAAAAUCUAAUCUUGAAGGCUAAUACUUUUGCUGGUUCCAUGUGCCAAAAGCAAUUGCAUGAGUUGGAAACAUGAUGAUUGCCAUGUUUCGGAUACGACCUACUGGCCAGGGCAUUCAAAUUAUGCACCAACAAGCCCCAAAAGCUGCGCUGCUGAAUAGAAAGCUAUCUGCUAGUUUCCCGCAGUGCAUCGAAAGUGUCUAGAGGCCAUACUUGACAGCCAUAUUGAAAAAGACAAGUCCACUUGUCGAAAAGUUGGCUCCUGCUUUUACCUUGUUCUUGUUUUGCUUAUCGUCUUGAAUUUUCAUCUCCCGCCUUCCCCGUGUUUUCCCUUAACAGUCAUCUGUCACUCUGCAUAAGUCGGAGGGUGGAACAACCUUCUAAAGGAAACGCUUGAGCACCAUCUCAUUUCACAUGGGCAUCAGGCCAGGAAGCAUUUUAAUGUAUGAAAAGUGCUGUGCUUACUGUGACAACAUGUUUUGUUGAUCCGGCAUCUUGGUAGCCCACAGGCCCUGAUAUAUCCUCCCGAGACGCCAAGUUAGUCGAGAGACAAAAAGGCAUGUCAAGUUGGUUCUUAAUCUAUUUGCAUUCGAACUGUAAUAUAUCAAACGUGGAUAUAUCGAAUUAUACGAUGCACCGAGGUUAGUCUAAAAUGUUUCCCACGAAUAUCGGCAUGUAGCAAAUACAUGCUUAUAAUGAUACAUGCUUAAAUGUGGUCCAACUGAACAAAUGUGAUAAAAAAAAUUUUUUUUUAUAAAGUACAGGGUUAUCUGCUGAAAGCAACAUUUACAUUGACAACACACCGUUUCCUUAUGUUUGCUAUUGUAAAAACCGCUUUCUUUGUCACAAUGCGUAAAUGAAGGCGCAACAUCACAUGCACAUUGGUGCUGUGUCCUGGAUUGUAAUGUGAUCUUGCGGUACUGCAAACAUGCCUCUCCGAGUGCAUCUCAUUGCGCGUGAUGAUGCAAUGGUGUAGAUGAAAUUAGUCUCCAUUUUCUUUGAAGCUGACGGCAAGAACAAGCUUAAACGACUUCCACACAGUUCUGCAUGCAGCCAAAUUGAUAUCUGGGAUGGAUAUAUAGAGGGACACUAAAGAAAACAAUAAGCAUAGGUGUAUUAGAAAGUUACCUUUCUACAAUAUCAAGAAAGCCACACUUACUAUGAGAGGACACAAGUUAGAAAAGAAAAAGAAAGGAAAGGUGGUUGGCGAUGCCACUGUGACAUCAUUGGUUUCGAAGGCAUCUGUUCGGGCCUCAUUAAUUUUUAUCGAUAAAAAACGCCUGCCUUGCAUUCUAAAGGAGCCAGAGACCGAAUGUAGGCAUUUUUGAGAACAUUCACUGCAUCACAACAGCCCAAAUCUGAGAAAAUACAUUGGCAUGUGCGACAUUACACUGAUCCGCUGGUGCAGAGGUUUUGUAGCGAAAUUUUAAAGAACGUAAAUUUGGCCUACAUUUUCCCUUUCAGUAAUAAAUCUUUUGCCGCGAAAUUUAUAAAAAUAAAGUUCCAAAAGUACGCUUUACCAGUUGCAACUGAUUAGGGUUUCUCAUUAAUGUCACUCUAAUGAAUAAUUUUGAGAACUAUUGAAGACAAUGUGCUAGGGGUCUUGGGAGGAUAAAGUGUGUCUGUAUAUCUCGAACAGCACCACCCCAUUCUUGACGAUCCUUGUCAUUAAUUGGCUGGUGUGAAGAGUUGAGAUAUGCUCCCUUUUUCUUUUUACUUCGGCAGAAAUGAUAAACUUGAAACCAGGUUCUCUGUGUCCACCUGUUCAUCCUUUCUGUCGCAAUGACACCGUCAGCUAUUUGGUCACCUCCUCAACCUCAUACUCACCACUAGGCAAAAACAACACCUUAACUUUGCACAUCAUUGCCACUGGCUGCUAAGCGCACACUCGUGUGGCAGUUGAAAGCUAGGCCACGCUAUACAAGGACCAAAUGUCCGUGCAAUGUACCCAAAACUGCGCCAUGGUGUAAUUUUUUUUUCUUUAUGCUAAGCAUUCUUGGUGAGUUCAAGCCAGUUUUCUGUAACAACUAUUUGGUGACUAUUUGGCCGUUUUCGUGGGUCAAUUUUGAGCAAAGUGCAGUCUAGAAGUAUGGGUCUAUCCCAGGUAGUGGCUGAGCUACACAAAAACCAAAUGUUGCCUGUGCAAUGUACCCAAAAUUAUGGAACAUUGUUUUUAAGCUGCAGAGAUGCCAUUUAAUUUUAGAACUUACUUCAAUGAACUCUUCAAAAAGACUGAUCUUGUAAACCCUCAUUCCAUGCAAUAUCUGGUACCAACUCGUAACGACGUUUAUACCACUUUUUACUCAUAGGAAUGCAUAGCCUGUGGAAGACAUGCAUGUCAGAGAGAAAUCUGAAGCUCGUAAUUUUUUUAGCAACUUUUUUCAGUGAAAUAAUCAUCCAAUUAAAGGAUCUACCUGGUACAAAAAUAAAUUUAAUCCAAAGUAGUGUUUUAUAAUGGAAAUGUAUCUAUUCUCAGUAAGGUGUGCAUCAAUGUAAGGACCGUGCAAAGAGUGAUGGAAUGAGAAAUGUUGGCCCUAACAUUGAGAGACAUGAAGAGAGUGGUGUGGGUCAGAGAGCAAAUGGGGAUAGCCAAUAUUCUAGUUGACAUUAAGAGAAAAACAUGGAGUUGGGCAGGCCAUGUUAUGCAUAGGGUAGAUAACUGGUCGACUGUUAGAGUUACACAAUGGGUGCCAAGGGAAGGGAAGCGCAGUUGGCAACAGAAGACUAGGUGGGGUGAAGAAAUAGCGAAAUUCGCAGGCGCAAGUUGAAAUAUGCUAGCACAAGACAGGGUUAAUUGGAGGUUUCAGGGAGGCCUUCGUCCGUACUACAGUGGACCUAAAAAUAGGUUGAUGUUGAUGAUCUAUCCUCGCCACUAUUUUAGUGUUUCUUGUGAUGUACCAUGGUGCAGUUUUGGUGCUUGGUGAUUUAUGUGGGAUUUCAUGUACCAUAGUAGACUCUCAAAAUCUACCUGCAUUUCGGAGAACACGGCAAGCAAUACAAUAAUGUAUGAAAGCAAUGUUGUCUGAGUAGCGAUUAAGUUGUUGUCGAGAAGAUUUCAGCGCCCACUGUGAGAACUUGUUGCCUCUGUGGCACUAAAUGAGCAUUAAUCACUGAAGUUUUCUCAUUUUAUUUUUCUGUGUGCGCUGCCUCUUUAAUGACCAGCAGGCUUCCACUGUCUUAUGUGAUGGUAGUAUCGUUGUGGGAGCAAAAAUGUAAGAAUAAAAGUUGUUUUAACACGUG